UUUUAGAGUAGAGUCAACUUUAUUAAUUGACUGGAUUAUAUAAGAUAAUAUUAAGUAGUAACAUUUUAGUUGGCUCACCAAAUCUGCUGUUCACCUACAGUAGUGCUAACGUCAUCUGCUGUACCUGAUAAAGAGAUUUUAAGUCAGCAAAUAAUCAUUACGUACAACGUCGAGUACAACGUUCUCAUUGGCACAAAGAUUACAACGAUGCAAAUAAAUUAUUCGUUACAUCGUAUUAGUUAUUAAAAAAUUGAAUCUGGAAGUGCUGUAUGUUCGACUGACUCUGCGUGAACAAACGUCAAGUUACGUAAGUCCCGAUAAUCCGAGUUAAUAUUGACUCUGAAAGUUUUAAAGAACCAAAAGCCGACAAAAAAAUGUGUACACAGAUGUUUCUAAAAAAGCUGAGCAAUCGAAAGAUAGUUGUGGAUGUCCUGGCAGUCUUGUUUGGAAUUGGUGCAUGGGUUGGUGUGAAUGGCAUAUAUGUUCAAUUGCCACUACUUGUUCAAUCAGCACCCGAAGGAUGGAAUCUUCCCGUGUUUAUGGUUAUGGUCGUUCAGUUUGCCAAUUUAGGGCCUAUAUUGUAUGCAAUUUACAACAAAUAUUUAGCAUGGGGGAGAGACCAUUACAUCAUAUAUGGUAUACUUGGAGGUGGUGCACUAUCAGUAUACGUUCUAGCCUUUGUGCAUCACAAAUCUUCAUAUAUUUUUGGAAGCGAGCACUCGACUUAUCUACUGGGCUUGAUGUUUGUGUCGUCAUUUGUUGGCUGUACAAGCUCAGUUCUUUUUAUGCCUUAUAUGAGAAACUACAGAGAAAUUUAUCUUGUUUCUUACCUUGUUGGUGAAGGACUAAGUGGCUUCUUGCCAAGUAUUGUGGCUCUAGUGCAAGGUGUUGGUGGCAAUGCAGAAUGUCGCAACGUGACCAGUCCAGAUGGAUCAUCAAAACUUGAAGAAUACUACCCAGAGCCCAACUUCUCUUCCAAGACUUACUUUAUUAUCCUGGGAAGUAUUUUAUUUUCAAGUUUGUUGGCAUUCGUUAGUUUAAAUAAAUUUGCGGUAGCUAAAGGGGAAAGAGUCAAGGCUGCAGCUAACUUUGAAACUGUAGCUAUGGACAUGAAUGCUCCAGCAAGUUAUAUGUCCGAUACAAACUGGUCAAUGUCCAAACAAACUUAUUUUUACCUAUUAGGAAUGAUGGCUGUGGUUUGCAUGCUAGGAAAUGCAGUUUUACCAGGUAUACAGUCUUAUUCAUGUUUGCCAUACAAUAACAUUGCAUAUCACUUGACUAUAAAUUUGGCAUCUAUGGCCUUACCUUUGGCAUUAUGCUCAGGUUUUUUUAUUCAGGUUCCAAAAAUCCAAGUCUUAUCUAUUUUAAUGGGGGUAUUUUUGAUAUUUGGUUCCAUGAUUUUUUAUGUAGCUCUUAGUUCACCAACACCCCCCUUGCAACAUUCCUGGCUAGGCAAAGCUUUUGUAGUAAUACUGUGGGUGUGUACUUCUGCUCUUAUUGGUUUUAUCAAAAUGUGCAUCACUACAAUUUUCCGACGAGACCCCGGUAAGGGUCUAUAUUACACUGGAAUCGCAACACAACUAGGUUCUUUAGUAGGAGCAAUUAUUUCUUUUGUUGUGGUCAACGAAACAGGAUGGUUCCGACGUUAUUCCCCUUGCCUCGAUGUUAGUCAUUGAACCUUUUGUAU
Copidosoma floridanum is the source of this 1687-nucleotide messenger RNA. Its product is annotated as riboflavin transporter 2-like. The record is from RefSeq and is a predicted model, not a curated record. Gene Ontology annotation, biological process: riboflavin transport. Gene Ontology annotation, molecular function: riboflavin transmembrane transporter activity. NCBI's taxonomy places the organism in Eukaryota, Metazoa, Arthropoda, Insecta, Hymenoptera, Encyrtidae. Gene Ontology annotation, cellular component: plasma membrane.